Dentiscutata heterogama is the source of this 823-nucleotide messenger RNA. The record is from the annotation of a GenBank genome assembly. Lineage: Eukaryota; Fungi; Glomeromycota; Glomeromycetes; Diversisporales; Gigasporaceae.
AUUAGGUGGAAAGGCGACAAUUUGGGAUAUUUGUUCUAAAUUCGGAAUUGCAGAAGGUACUGUUCCAUUAUUUACAUCUAGGGUUAUUAAGGCUUUAAAGGAUUUAAAAAAAGAUGUUAUUGUCUGGCCACGUGGUGAUUAUCGACAAAAGGUUCAUAAAGGUUUUGAGGAGAUGCAUGGCUUUCCAAAUGUAAUUGGCGCAUUAGAUGGAUCUCAUAUGAAUUUACUCGAAGCUCCUAGUAAAUUAAAUAAAGAUGUUUAUAUUACACGAAAACGACGUUAUGCAAUUCAUCUUCAAGCUGUUAUAGAUCAUCGAGGAAUAUUUCUAAACUAUGAUCUUGGCUACCCCGCAUCAGUUCAUGAUGCUAAAGUAUUUCGAAAUUCUAGUUUAUAUCGUUGCAGGAAUCAGCUUUUCGAGGAAACUGAUUAUGUAUUAGCAGAUUCUGCAUAUCCAAUUUCACUAAAUAUAAUUCCUUCAUUUAAGGAUCCCUCGGGCUUAGAUAAAAAUCAGAAAAUUGCAUUCAAUCAAAAGCAUAGCAAAUCCCGAGUUGUAGUAGAGCAAGCAUUCGGUCGAUUGAAAAGUAGAUUUCGGUUAUUGCAAGAGCUAAGAACAAAAAAUACCAAAAUGGCAACUGAUUUAAUAGAAAUUUCAUUAAUUUUAUAUAAUAUCUUAGAAAAAAAUGAAGAUGAGUGGGAGGAACCUUCGGAGCAAAUAGUAAUGCAUCGAAUGCAAUUUAAUGAUAUUAUUACACGAAGGGGUCAGGCAAUUAAAGAAGCGGGAAAUAUUAAAAGACAGAAUUUAAUGGAUAUUGUGUUAAGUUAA